AUGAGGGAUGUCAAUCAAUCAGAGUCCACUGACUUCAUUCUGAUGAGCCUCUUCAGAUCAGGCUCACAUCAACUCCUCUUUUCCCUGGUGGCUACCAUGUUUAUUAUGGGCCUUCUGGGAAACACUACUUUACUCUUCUUGAUUCGGUUGGAUUCCCGUCUCCACACACCCAUGUACUUCCUGCUCAGUCAGCUCUCCCUGCUAGAUGUUUGUUUCCCCCUGAUCACCAUACCCAAGAUGGUAUCGGACUUUCCUAAAGAAGAAGGUUUGAUAUCCUUUGGAGGUUGUGCAGCUCAAAUAUUUUUCCUGACCAUGAUGGGUGUGGCUGAGGGUGUCCUCCUGGCCCUUAUGUCUUAUGACCGUUAUGUGGCAGUGUGCCAUCCUCUGCAGUAUCCUAUACUAAUGAGACACCAUGUGUGCCUGCUUAUGGUGAGUGCUUCCUGGCUAGCAGGUAUGCUCAAUGCCUCCAUUCAAACCUCUGUCACUCUAAACUUUUCCUACUGUGCCUCUAGAAUUAUAGACCACUUCUUCUGUGAGGUGCCAGCAUUAUUAAAGCUCUCCUGUUCAGAUACCUCCAUCUAUGAGUUAGCACUGUCCAUCUCUGGGGUACUGAUCCUUAUGCUCCCUCUUUUGCUCAUCAUCACCUCCUAUGGCCAAGUACUGAGAGCUGUUCUACAUAUGCAUUCAGAGAAGGCCCGGAAUAAGGCCUUCACUACUUGUUCUUCACACAUCACAGUAGUGGGACUCUUUUAUGGUGCAGCAGUGUUCAUGUAUAUGGUGCCUGGUUCACACCACACGCCUCACCAGGACAAUAUGGUCUCCCUUUUCUACAGCCUUGUGACUCCUACGCUCAACCCCCUUAUCUACAGUCUGAGGAACCGAGAGGUACAGUUUGCUUUGAUUAAAGUGCUAAGCAGAGUUGGACACUGGCAAAAGUGA
Nannospalax galili (Upper Galilee mountains blind mole rat) is the source of this 939-nucleotide messenger RNA. Its product is annotated as olfactory receptor 2Z1. Gene Ontology annotation, biological process: G protein-coupled receptor signaling pathway. The record is from RefSeq and is a predicted model, not a curated record. Gene Ontology annotation, cellular component: membrane. The coding region runs from base 1 to 939 and encodes 312 amino acids. Gene Ontology annotation, molecular function: G protein-coupled receptor activity; olfactory receptor activity. The transcript has a single exon. Lineage: Eukaryota; Metazoa; Chordata; Mammalia; Rodentia; Spalacidae.